This is a messenger RNA of Gossypium raimondii (Peruvian cotton), 2628 nucleotides long. RefSeq lists its product as uncharacterized. The record is from RefSeq and is a predicted model, not a curated record. Gene Ontology annotation, molecular function: zinc ion binding; nucleic acid binding. Bases 1 to 2628 code for a protein of 875 amino acids. NCBI's taxonomy places the organism in Eukaryota, Viridiplantae, Streptophyta, Magnoliopsida, Malvales, Malvaceae. The transcript is spliced from 8 exons.
AUGGAAAUUGCUAUGAUAAGAGCCAACGUGGAGGAGGAUUGUGAAGCAACAAUGGCGAGAUUUUUAGCCGGCCUAAAUCGGGAUAUUGCCAAUAUCGUCGAGCUUCAACACUAUGUAGAAGUUAUGGACAUGGUGCAUAUGGCAAUAAAAGUUGAAAAACAAUUGAAACGGAAAGGACCCACGCGAACAUAUCCAACGGCUUCUACCAACAAGUGGGCUCAAGGGACUAGCAAAGCCCCCAAUCGGCCUAAGGAGCCUUUCGUUGCUGCCAAACCCAAUCAAGUAAGUGCCGAUGCUAGCAAAAAUAAAAAUGAGGCUGUCUCGAAUCAUUCUCGCGAUAUCAAGUGUUUCAAGUGUCAAGGAAGAGGCCACAUUGCGAGUCAAUGUCCUAAUCGACGAGUGAUGGUGGUUCGUUCAAAUGGCGAGAUUGAGUCCGAAGAUGAACAAGAGGAGGAGCCUGAAAUUCCCAUGGAGGAAGGUGAAGAACUCGAGCUGCCCGUUGAAGGAGAAUUACUUGUUGUCAAAAGGAGCUUGGAUAUCCAAGUAGCCGAGGAAGAACAACAACGAGACAACAUCUUUCACACCCGUUGCCAUGUUCAAGGCAAGGUAUGUAGUUUGAUUAUUGACGGAGGGAGUUGCACCAAUGUCGCAAGCUCUUUGCUUGUUGAAAAACUUGGUUUAGCUACCACAAAGCAUCCAACUCCUUACAAGCUACAAUGGCUAAACGACGGAGGCGAACUCAAGGUGACGAAGCAAGCAAGGGUGGUGUUUUCCAUAGGCAAGUACCAAGAUGAGGUGGUUUGUGAUGUCGUACCAAUGCACGCGGGACAUUUGCUAUUGGGGCGUCCUUGGCAAUUUGACCGGCGAGUAGUCCACGACGGCUAUACAAACCGAUAUUCAUUUAAGCACCUUGGAAGGAAUGUUACAUUAGCUCCUCUCACACCGAAGCAAGAAUUUGGAGAUAUUUUUCCCGAAGAAGUGCCAAAUGGCCUACCUCCCAUUCGAGGAAUCGAGCACCAAAUCGACUUUGUGCUCGGUGCUGCAAUUCCAAAUAGGCCAGCAUAUAGAAGUAAUCCUGAGGAAACGAAGGAAUUGGAAAAGCAAGUAGUCGAAUUAAUGGAGAAGGGCUACAUCCGUGAAAGCUUAAGUCCGUGCGCGGUUCCGAAGUUGACCAAAAAAGGUCAAGGCGAUCAACGAAUGGUCUGCGUCCAACAAACAUCACCAAGUGAGGAGUUUUCACGGGUUGGCAAGCUUCUACCGAAGGAAUGUUUAACUAAUGCCCCUCUGUUGUCUUUACCUGAUUUUAACAAAACAUUCGAGAUAGAGUGUGAUGCUUCAGGUAUCGGCAUUGGCGCUGCUUUGAUGCAAGAUGGACGGCCUAUUGCAUACUUUAGUGAAAAGCUCAACGGAGCUACAUUAAAUUAUCCAACGUAUGAUAAGGAACUAUAUGCGUUGAUUCAAGGUCUUGAAACAUGGCAACACUAUUUAUGGCCGAAGGAAUUCGUAAUCCAUUCGGACCACGAGGCUCUAAAGCAUUUGAAGGGACAAACCAAGCUCAAUAAACGUCAUGCCAAGUGGGUGGAGUAUUUGGAGUCGUUUAAAGACGUGAUCAAGUAUAAAAGGCAUGAGGGCUAUUUAUUUCGUGAAGGCAAGCUUUGUGUGCCUCAAAGUUCUGUGAGAAACGUCCUUGUAGAAGAAGCUCAUAGCGGAGGACUUAUGGGCCACUUUGGAAUUGCUAAAACUUUAGCAAUAUUGCAUGAACAUUUCUAUUGGCCCAAAAUGAAACGUGACGUAAUAAGGAAAUGUGAUCGUUGCAUCACUUGUAAGAAGGCAAAGUCACGAAUCAAACCGCAUGGUUUAUACACCCUGUUGCCUAUUCCUGAUGCUCCAUGGAUGACAGGAUCAGAAGAUCGUAGUCGUGGUGGAGAUCAACCACCAAAUUUGCAAAUGCAAGCUAUUACUCGCACCUUGCAACGCCUAUUAGAAAAUGCAUUAGAGCCUAUACACUCUCGCUUGGACAAGAUUGAAGGGGUGGGACGUUCAGAUCCAGAUGCUUAUCUGACAUGGGAAAGCAAGGUUGAACACGUUUUUGAGUGUUAUAACUACUCAGAACAUAAAAAAGUUCGACUAGCAGCUAUGGAGUUUGUUGACUAUGCACUGGGCAACAGGAGCGUUGAGGACUAUUUCAAGGAGAUGGAGAUGUCCAUGAUGCGUGCAAACAUAGUUGAGGACCGUGAGGCGACUAUGGCUCGGUUUUUGGCAGGUUUAAAUUCUGAAAUAGCAAACAUUGUUGAAAUGCAACAUUAUGUUGAGUUGGAUGACAUGGUGCAUAUGGUGAUCAAAAUUGAGCGACAACAACAUAGAAAAGCUUCUACUCGAGGUAAUACUCCAUUUAAAUCUUUUUCGAAUCCUUUAUACACCCCUAACAAUGCCAGGAAACAAGCACCACAACCGCCAUUACGGAUUCGAGAGCGUGCAAACCCAAAGCAAACCAAAGCCUCCCAUUGCGAUAAUGGACGUGGCAAACAACCAAUGGUGGCACCGAGCGAUCAAGAGAUAUUCAGUGCUUUAAGUGCCUUGGUAGAGGACAUGUUGCUAGCCAGUGUCCUAAUCGGAGGGUUAUGUUGA